Messenger RNA from Thalassophryne amazonica, 1642 nucleotides. RefSeq names its product fukutin (gene fktn). NCBI's taxonomy places the organism in Eukaryota, Metazoa, Chordata, Actinopteri, Batrachoidiformes, Batrachoididae. The transcript has 10 exons. Gene Ontology annotation, cellular component: Golgi membrane. The record is from RefSeq and is a predicted model, not a curated record. Bases 232 to 1605 code for a protein of 457 amino acids.
UAUGUGCAAACGUGGGAUCCGGACAGGCAGCCUGUCGCCCCAAUUAUGACGUACACGGGCGACGUUUCCAGCCUUCGAAGGAGCCCUUUUGGUACAAUCUGUUUAUCUCACGACUAACAUGGCGCUGACUUCGCACCUCACGCACAUUUAGGCGGUCUCAGCGUCAUUUGAAGCUUUUGUUUGGAAGCGAUGUGACGUGCACGCCGGGGAGCAGUGCGUGUGAGGUUCUGGAUGGCUCGACUGAAGCGGACAGUGGUUCUGUUGCUGCUGGUCGUCAGCAGCUCAGUGUUCCUGCUCUUCCAGCUUUACUACUACCGGAACUACGUCAGCCAGCCUGGCCCACACAUCCUGAGGCGUACCGGUCACCUGACUGCUGACGAUGUCCAAUGGAAAACUGUGAAGAAGUUCAUGGCUUUAGCUCAGCACUUCAAGCUGCCGCUCUUCCUAGCUGACACUGCUGCUUUGACAUUGCUUUCCCAGGAUGCUUUGCUGCAGCACGAUCGGCUGGUACAUCAGCCACACUGCAGCUUCUUGUGCACUGGCCGGCCCAUCACAUCCUUUGCACUGCAGGCCAACCAGUGGAAAUAUGAAACUGGUUUCCUAUUGGCUGCAGAGCAGAAAGGGUUUGAUCUGUUGGAGCUACGAGGAGAGGAUCCACGACUGGCCAGCCUGGACACUAUGUCAGGUGAAGAGAUUCCACUGCACUUCCUCUUGCGGCUCCAUGGACAUGUCAUCCAGGUGGUGUUCCUGUAUGAGCGAAGCGGGAAGUACUUGUGGCAUGGACCGUUGCGUCUUAAAGCGAACAUGGACAGAAGCUUUGCUCCCUUUAAGCUGUUGGACUACGGACGCCAUGCAGGAGCUUAUGACAGACCAGAACUGGUGCUGACCAUAGUGGAUGGUCUUGAUGUUCAAAUCCCACGCAAUGUUUCCCGAUUUCUGGUGGCGCAGCAGCAUUCUCGUUUCCUGGACUGUAACUAUCGUGAUGCUCGCAACUUCCUGCAGCUCUACCCUGAUGACUCGUCUCCGGCGAUGCUGGAUUUUCGGCGGAAAGCAAAGUCACUUCUGCAUUUGACGGCUCAAACUCUUGCUCAGGUCAACGUUCCAUUCUGGCUCAGCAGUGGCACCUGCCUGGGCUGGUUCAGACAGUGCAGCAUUAUUUCAUACAGUCAGGAUGUUGACAUCGGUAUUUUCAUUACGGACUUCAGACCCAGCAUCAUCACAGCGCUGCAGCAAGCUGGUCUGUCGCUUAAACACAAGUUUGGAAAGGUGGAAGACAGUCUGGAACUUUCUUUUCUGAGUGAUGACAUCAAACUAGACAUUUUCUUUUUCUAUGAGGAUGGAGACAUCGUAUGGAAUGGAGGGACACAGGCUAAGAGCGGAAAAAAAUUUAAGUACGUGUUCCCUCAUUUUUCACUCUGCUGGGCGGAACUCCUUGAGCUUAAAGUUCGCAUCCCAUGUGAAACGCUCGAUUAUGUGACUGCAAACUAUGGUGCCACGUGGAAUAUCCCACUGCGGAUAUGGGACUGGAAAACUUCACCAAACAAUGUCCAGGACAAUGGGGUGUGGCCUCCAGAUGAGUGGGCAGAGCUUAUUCAAGUGUAUUGACUGGUGUUCAAAUCAACUCGUAAAUAAGAUGUUAAGA